AUGACGCCGCGCAAAGUGUUUCGAUGUGUUGUUGACGAUACAGUAUUGAUUACCAAUAUCAGCGAAGUAAAGAAGUGGAUUCUGAAUGGAUCCGUUACGCUCAUCAUUCCGGUCUACACCCUUGAACGACUUGCGUUGCUGAAACAAGACGCUUCUCAGAUUGGCAUCAAUGCCCGUCAAACCGUCGAAUUCCUAGACAGAAUCACCGAAGGCAAGGACGGUCUUCCAGUCAAUGCAAUCUCACUUCAAGGCCCUACAGAACAGUACCAGAAAUGGUCUGAUGUAGAAAAACAUAUUAUUGCGGAGGAGAACGAAGAGAAGGCGGACAAAAAUACAUCUGCGGUGGCUCAAGCUUCUUCGGACGAUGUCCCUCCCGGUGGAGGCGAGGGACAACAGGCGCCUGGUGCGACCAAUGUGCUUUCUCAGAUGCUCCUCAGCAAAUUGAACUUUGCGAAAGAAGCUGAUAUCACACCGCCAACUUCCCCAAGCUCUUCUAACGAACGAAGUGCCAGAAGCAGUCCGGAGAUGACAGCAGCUGAGCCAAUACAGGAGAACGUCGUCGUUCCUCACUCCCUCCAACCUCUGGUCAACGCGGUGGUUUGGCAGGCAAAUAAUAUUGAAAAUGCAAACGCUAACAGACCAAUGCCCGAAUUAUACUUUGUCUCCAAUUCUGCUGAUGCCGCGUCCUUGAUGCGCAGCUUUGGAGUCAACACUAAGAAUGUUCAUCAACUUCGCCAAGCAAUUGGGCUUGAGGACCAGGAACUCAAGAACCAAUCCAAAUAUCUCCAGAAGCAUCCUUCUCCACCACCACCGCCACCACCAACCGCGCUCGAAACCCAUGAUACCGAACCCAAAGCUAUGUUUAGGUAUGAGGAGGACAGUGAUGAGGAACAGGUAGUGUUCAAACCUCGAGGCCGUGGCUCUGGAAAUCUGUCUACGAAAUCUGCCUCGAGCAGCCCCGUUAUGCGUGGUUCAUCUCUCGCCGCGGCUCGUCCUUCUUCUAGCCAUCGUUAUUCUCCUCGCAUGGCCAACAGCCAUCCGAACCGUGCUGAGCAAGUCAAGCCCGAAGUACCUACGGAGGAAAUUGAUCCGGAUUCGUUUGAUCGCGGCAGUUUUGGGCGAGCAAAUGGUCAACGGUUGGUGCUCAGUGAUGGCAAUAUACAUGCUGGAUUCCAGCAUCGUGCAUCGUUUCAUCGUGGUGGGUUUGCACCAUCGGGUCCUUCACGAGGUUUCUACCGCGGAUCCCCCAGGGGUGUUGAUAGAGGUUCCCUGCGCGGGCGCGGAAGACUAUACGUUCCCUAG
Messenger RNA from Endocarpon pusillum Z07020, 1302 nucleotides. RefSeq lists its product as uncharacterized. NCBI's taxonomy places the organism in Eukaryota, Fungi, Ascomycota, Eurotiomycetes, Verrucariales, Verrucariaceae. The transcript is spliced from 2 exons. Bases 1 to 1302 code for a protein of 433 amino acids. The record is from RefSeq and is a predicted model, not a curated record.